AUGGAGCAGCAGCUGGUGGAGGAAGACCCCUUCCCCAUGUCCAGGAGUGAGGGGCGGGUGAGCCACACCACUGAGGGCCAGGGCAGGCCUGAAGUGCGUGUGGCCACCUGGGCGUCUGGGGAGCCCAGCCCCGUGGGUGGAUGGAGGAGGACUCCUCCACCAAAGCCGCCCGGGCUCCACAAGCCUCCAACCUCUAAGCCGCUCAGUCCCAACAUGCCAACCACAUCGAAAUCACUCAGUCCCAACAUGCAGAUGGCCAUUUUCAAUUCCAUGUUGAAGUACUAUGCCGGUGUUAAUGACACCAGGCCGGAAGACCUGGAGCCCAAGCAGGCAGAGCCCAAAGCACCAGCCCAGGAGGCAGAGGCGGCUCCUCCUGAUGCAGAGCUGGAGGCACCUCCACCUCCAGAGCUUUCACCACCUCCAGCAGCCUCUCCAGCUGCAGCUGUGGAGCCAGGGCCGGCCCCAGAAGAAACUGAGGCCCCAGCACCGCUGGAGGAAGAACCCUCCCUGGAGCCCAUGCUGGCUCCUGCCUCAGAGGAGGAGCUGCCUGUGGAGUUGCCAAUUCAAGGGCCGCUUGUUAAAUGGGCUCACCCUGUCCGUAGGGAAAAAGUUGUUAUACCUCCGCUCCUUGAUCUUUUCUUUUUCUUUUAUUUUUUUAUUUUUCUUCAUUUUCCCGUGGUAUAA
Molecule: messenger RNA, 684 nt
Organism: Eptesicus fuscus (big brown bat)
Lineage: Eukaryota; Metazoa; Chordata; Mammalia; Chiroptera; Vespertilionidae
Product: skin secretory protein xP2-like
Exons: 3
Coding region: 1-684 (227 amino acids)
Source: RefSeq, a predicted model, not a curated record